AUGGCUCCCAAGAAGCAUAGUGGAAAGAAGAAAGUGCGGAGCAGCAAUAAAGGUGACAAGAACAGCAAUGCAGGUGACAAUGUGCAAAGUGGAAAUGCAAGUGACAAGAAUGUGCAGCGCAAGCAUGGUGGCAAAAAGAAAGUGCACAGCAGUAGUAAAGGUGACAGCAAGGUUGUGAAGAAAAUAACCAUUGAGCUGAAGAAGGAAAUUAUAGAAAAGCAUGACCGUGGUAUUCGUGUGACUGAUCUGGCUUCGGAGUACAAGAUGGCAAAGUCAACAAUUUCGACUAUUCUGAAAAACAAAGCCGCCAUCAAAGGAGCUGAUGUUGCAAAAGGAGUAACAAUGUUAACCAAGCAGAGGACACAAGUGCUGGAAGAGGUGGAAAAACUUUUGUUGGUGUGGUUGAAUGAGAAACAGCUGGCAGGUGAUAGUGUAAGUGAAGCUAUGAUCUGUGAGAAAGCCAGGAAAUUGCACAGUGAUUUACAGCAAAGAAGCCCCUCUACAAGUGCAGCAAGUGACGAAUUUAAAGCCAGUAGAGGGUGGUUUGAAAAAUUCCGCAGGAGAACUGGCAUCCACAGUGUGAUUAGACAUGGUGAGGCUUCCAGUUCUGACAAGGCCGCAGCAGAAGCUUACAAGUUAGAAUUUGCAGAAUUCAUGAAGACAGAAGGAUACGUCCCUCAACAAGUGUUCAACUGUGAUGAAACAGGGCUCUUCUGGAAAAAAAUGCCGAACAGAACCUAUAUCACACAGGAGGAAAAGGCCCUACCAGGGCACAAGCCCAUGAAGGACAGAUUGACCCUUUUGCUGUGUGCCAACGCAAGCGCCGAUCUGAAAAUUAAACCACUACUGGUGUACCAUUCUCAGACCCCUCGUGCAUUUAGGGAACAAAAUGUGAACAAGGCCAGACUGCCCGUCAUGUGGAGAGCCAAUGCCAAAGCUUGGGUCACAAGGCAAUUGUUUAUGGAAUGGCUGCACGAGGUGUUUGCACCCACCGUCAGAAAAUAUCUUUCUGAUAACCAGCUGCCUGAAAGGUGCCUUCUUCUGAUGGACAAUGCCCCAGCACACCCUCCAGCCUUGGUGGAUGAUAUGGAUGCUGAGUAUGACUUCAUCAAGGUAAAGUUCCUCCCCCCCAACACAACACCACUUCUGCAGCCCAUGGACCAGCAAGUCAUCUGCAACUUUAAGAAGCUGUACACAAAGGCGCUCUUCACUAGGUGUUUUAAUGUCACUAAAGAGACAUCCUUGACUUUGAAAGAAUUCUGGAAGAAACAUUUCAAUGUUGUCCACUGCAUUAACCUCAUUGACAAAGCCUGGGAAGAGGUCACUUCCCGAACCCUAAAUUCAGCCUGGAGGAAACUGUGGCCAGAAUGUGUCGCUGAACGUGAACAUGACUUAGAAGGGUCUGAUGCAGAGGUAGUGGAGGAAAUUGUGUCCAUGGGCAAGAAUAUGGGUCUGGACGUUGAUGGUGCUGAUGUGGAAGAGCUUGUUGAGGAACAUAGGGAGGAGCUGACCACGGAAGAACUUUAUGAACUCCACAGUGAGCAGCAGAAGGCACUUCUUGAGGAGCAUUCCACUGAGGAGGAAGAAGAAAGGGAGGAGGUUAGCAGUGAUGCCAUAAAAUCCAUUAUGCAAAAAUGGAAUGAGUGCCAUGAUUUCUUUGAAAAGCACCACCCCAACAUUACUGUCACAAACAGAGUGUUAAAUCUCAUGAAUGAUAAUGUGGUCUCUCAUUUCCGGAGGGUUAUGCAGCGCAGAAAGAGACAAGUGACAUUGGACAGAUUUUUCAGACAAACUGAGCCUGCAGCUAGGAGACAAAGGAGAGAGGAAACCCCUGAAGAAGAUCUCCCUGAUGUCCUUAUGGAGGGGGACUCUCCCCCCAAACAAUAA
Molecule: messenger RNA, 1887 nt
Organism: Pelobates fuscus (common spadefoot toad)
Lineage: Eukaryota; Metazoa; Chordata; Amphibia; Anura; Pelobatidae
Product: tigger transposable element-derived protein 1-like
Exons: 2
Coding region: 1-1887 (628 amino acids)
Cellular component (GO): nucleus
Molecular function (GO): DNA binding
Source: RefSeq, a predicted model, not a curated record